Molecule: messenger RNA, 4052 nt
Organism: Drosophila mojavensis
Lineage: Eukaryota; Metazoa; Arthropoda; Insecta; Diptera; Drosophilidae
Product: translation factor GUF1 homolog, mitochondrial-like
Exons: 2
Coding region: 3294-3737 (147 amino acids)
Source: RefSeq, a predicted model, not a curated record
ACACUGUUGAAAUUGCAAUUAGAUAUCUUGAUAUCGUGUUAAUCGAUUGAUUUAGUAUUGUGGUGCAAUUAAAGGAGGCACUGCCACUAAGAGAGAGACAACAAUAGCUGUUGCUGAACGUAGUCCCGGGUGUCGCUGGGUGAGAGCGAGACGGCUAGUCAUGCCGUUCGCAGCAGGGUCGCUGUGCUUUCGAUGAACAAGAAUAUGCGACCAUGAUUAGAACUUUCGAGAGUAGAGGAGAAGACACAGUUGGUCAAUGACUAUUGAACGAGAAAGAGCAUUAAGAAGAGUUUAGCGACACACCGGGAAUUCGUUAUUACGCGCAGCUAUGAUGGAAAACCAUAAUGAGAAACGUAACGCCCCGACAUCAGAAGUGGGAUCGGCACCACCUCCUACGUUCUCGGAGGAGCAGUGGCGUACGAUUUUGGGCCUACAAAACCGAAUUUGUCAAGACUAUCAAUACGUGAAGUGAGCAGCAGAAACGUGCCGUCAUUCUACGAAAAUUUAACGCUGACGUGGCCGACGUUGAUGCUGAAAAUUGAUGUGCGACUUUAGCUGAAAUAUGUGUGGUAGAUGAAUCGAAGAUAAGUAUACCGAUCCGAGGUGAGAGCUUUCCAAUUAUCUUUGAUUCUGGUGUAUUAUUCCUUGGCUAAAGAUAGCUUUGCACAAAAGGCUAUAUGAAAUAAGUGAGAGUACUCGGUCGAGGCUGCUCGACUGGGAGAUGCCCUUGACUACUUGGGCUGUUGUUCUGGUUAUUCUGCGCAUUUUUGUGUACGCAUACGGUGGCGCAUGCACGCGUUUGCUGGCUGCGUGGUGGGCGGCGGCUGCGCUGCGGUGAGGCCGGUGUUGUGAGAGUUUGUAUGUUGGAUGGUUUAUCUUGUGGUGGGACUGUCUCUGUGGGACUUUCGGAGCGUGAUCGUGGUGCUCAGAUGUGUGUGUUCCGAGGCGCGGAUCUCUAGUGCAUUUUUGGUGGUAGAAUUUCUGAUAUUUGAUAAAGUCGCUUAAAGAUAAUCGAAUGUAUAAGUAUUGCCAUGAAAAUUAGAAGAAGUUCGUGUUGAUUUAUCAGAAAUUACAGACAAUUGGCUAUUGGCGGAGCAACAACGCGAUAUGAAUUUAAUAGACAUAGUCAAACAAUCAGACGCUGGGAACUCAAAAUGAUGUUUUAAAAACAUAUGAAAUUAGAGCCGGGUUGUUGUAUCGCAUUAUUCAACGAAAUGGCAAAACACGUUGUCUUUAUGUAAUUCCCAAUGCCUUUAGAUGAUCCGUAAUUAAUCAUGUGCAUGAAGGAAUAAUGCACUUGAGUUAGCAGAAAACUCUAGACAAGGUUUUUGAGCAAUACUGGUUUAAAAAUAUGACAAAAUAUGUAAGGAAGUUCGUAGAAAAUUGUAUAACGUGCAAACCUUGGCUAAAGCUUCGUCCGGAAAAAUACAAAUGGAAAUGCAUCCCAUUCCUAAAGUUUAAAUACCUUGGCAUACUAUACACAUAGAUAAUAGCGGCAAGUUGAGUGGCAAAAAUGAUGUAAAAGAAUAUGUCGUUGUUCAGGUAGAUAGAUGCAUUUACUAAGUUUGUCCAUUUACAUCACACAUUAAACCUAGACACAAAUAAUUCCAUUGAAGCCGUAAAGUCGACUGUAACAUUUUUUGGAGCACCUUAUCUUAUUAUUGCAGAUCAGGGCAGAAGCUUUGCAAGUAGUGGCUUUAAAGAUUUUUGCUCAAGUAAUAAAAUAGAUUUGCAUUUGAUAGCAACAAGCGCUAGUAGAGCUAAUGGACAAGUGGAGCGCGUGAUGAAUACUAUGAAAAGUAUGUUGACAGCAGUAGAAACAAGUUCACGAUUAUGGCAAGAAGCUUUAAAAGAAGUACAGUUAGCCAUGAAAUGCACAACCAAUAGUGUAACUAACUUAAAUCCAUGAGAGUUAUUAAUUGGUAGGGCAGCAAGGACUCUGGGCAUGCUACCUAUCGGUGGAGAAACGAGAAUUGAUCGUAGUGAAGGGAGAGUUCUAGCUAAAGAAAAUAUGGUCAGGAAUGCCGAGUAUGACAAAAAUAGAGUAGAUAAAAAUAAGGCAAAAAUUAAGAAAUACAAAAUUGGUGAUUACGUUUUGAUAAAAAGUGAAGAGCGGCAUCAGACAAAACUGGAUCCCAAAUUUAAGGGACCAUUUGUAGUUACUGAAUUGCUAGAAGGUGACCGUUACAUGUUGAAGUCAUUAACAAACAAGAGAAAAUAUAAGUAUUCGCAUGAGUUUUUACGAGCAUUACCAGAUAAGCAAAUCGAAACAGAAAUAUUUGACGACAUUGACCACGGUGAAAAAGACGCUGGUUAAGAGGUUACCUCUGCCACCUAGACGGUGUGGAGGACAUCAUACACAGGGGCUAGGUUCAGUUGUCAAUGGUCACGCUGGUGAAGGCUGACAUUGUUCAUGGCGGACAGUUAAUCUAGUGAAAGAUCUUGGUAUAUGUGGUAUAUAUCGUUGCAGAGUGGCGGCAGGAGCCUGUUUAACUGUGGUAUGAUAAAAUGGAAAGCCAAAUGAGCGGGUUUGUGCAGAAGAAUACGAGCUACUGAAUUUGAGCGAUAUUCUGCCAAACUGACGUUCGAUGGAGAGCCAAAUGGGCGAGUGGUUGCGGAAAAGUACGUUGUACUUUGAGAAUGUAGAUGAGAUAUCCCGUAACACUGCUAUUUGAUGGUGUAACAUGGGCGUGAAAUAAAAGUGAAAUCCAAAUGGUUGAGUUUAUUUACAUUAACCAACAUUGGAAGACGUUAGGAAACGUGUAAUGAGAUAAAGUAAUGAUUAUGUGGGCAAAUGUAAAUGAUGAGAGCAAAUGUAAAUGUUUAAGUGGUGCGAAUAUGUUAUAUUGGAUGAUGAAAGUAUGUAAUCAAGUUAACUUAUUUCGAUUAAAAAUGAGAUGAGUUUUUAACUGUAUACACGAGGACGUGUAAUCGUCAGGAAGGCCGAGUUAGAGAUUUAUGUUAUUAACAUGAGAAUUUGACAUAACAGGAGUGUGCUAUGAUAACAACAUGAAAGUGAAAUGUUGAUGAUGUAGCAAUGUAUUGGUGCACUGUUGCGUCAGUCAGUCUGACACAAUGUUGCGAUGCUUCUUUGCGAUGUUGUAAAACUUCAUAGUGACGAGACUGUGUCACUACAUAGACAAUGCAAGAUGCAAAGCAAAUGACAAAAGAGGAAUAACGGUUAGACAAUGAGUUAUCCGUCUAUGAGAGACGAUGAGUUAUCCGUCAAGUGUGACGAUGAGUUAUCCGUCAGGUGUGACGAUGAGCUAUCCGUCUAAGAGAGACGAUGAGUUAUGCGUCUAAGAGAGACCAUGUGGUAUCCGUCAGGUGUGACGAUGAGUUAUGCGUCUAAGAGAGACCAUGUGGUAGCCGUCAGGUGCGACGAGGAGUAUCCGUCUAAGAGAGACGAUGAGUUAUCCGUCAGGUGCGACGAGGAGUAUCCGUCUAAGAGAGACGAUGAGUUAUCCGUCAGGUGCGACGAGGAGUAUCUGUCUAAGAGAGACGAUGUGGUAGCCGUCAGGUGCGACGAGGAGAAUCCGUCUAAGAGAGACGAUGAGUUAUCCGUCAGGUGCGACGAGGAGUAUCUGUCUAAGAGAGACGAUGUGAUAGCCGUCAGGUGCGACGAGGAGUAUCCGUCUAAGAGAGACGAUGAGUUAUCCGUCAGGUGCGACGAGGAGUAUCUGUCUAAGAGAGACGAUGUGGUAUCCGUCAGGUGUGACGAUGAGUUAACCGUGUAAGAGAGACGAUGUGCUAUCCGUCAGGUGUGACGAUGUGUUAUCCGCCUAAGAGAGGCGAUGUACUAUCCGUCAGUUAAGACGAUGAGUUUGAAAUAACAGCGAAAAUGAUAUAAUGGUGAAGACCAAUGGUUGGUAUGAAUAAGGAAUGAUAGAAAGAAUUGUGGUAUCCGUCUUGGCAGGACGAAGUUUGCAGAAUCGAGAAUAACAGAAGAGUAAUGUUAAUGAUAAUAUUGAUAGAUACCGAAAUCUAAGAAAAUGCGAAUGUAAAAUCGAACUGUAAUAACUAUCAAUAGUAAAGAAUAAAAAUAAAAAUAA